UCUCUGUAUGGCAGUCCAUAUAAUUUUAUCGUAAGAAGAGAAGAUAACUCUAAUUUUCUCGCACGCUGAAUUGGAAUUAGGCAAUCGCCGCAAUGUCUUCUCCAACCGUUAACAAGAUACCAACGCUUGUUCCAUCCUUAGAUGAGGUUGUAUCAGUUUUGGAUGAUGGGUUGAAGAAAAACUUUUCUAAUGCCUCAGUUUCUGUUGUGGAUUGUCCCGAUUUAACACAGAAACCAUUCAUGUUGGCAUCACCAGGGUUAUGUGGUAAUGCUCGCCUGGCAGAUGUGGGUGGUCCGGGGUUUUUACUCCCUCUACCUCAGAAAGACAAGAAGUUUAGAUAUAGUCAGAUAGCGGAGUCCGUGGAACUGCCGGGGGCCUUUAUGAUUGGGGCUGGUGCUGGACCCUGCCACAUUGUGGGGGUCAACAGUGAGUUGAUCAAGAAUGUCAAAAUGGAUGGUGCAGGAGGAGUUACCAAAAUUAAUUCACAUAUUGCAAAAGUCAACCCACAGGAUGGAGGAUGUAUUCUGGAAACCAUUGACAAACCUGAGUUCUCUUUGAUGGGAAAUUUUCUGUGUUCAGACGGACAACCAGGAAAAGUUUUGGAGGUGAAGGCCAGUUGCCGGAUUGGUGAGGAGAAUUUGAUGUCGUGCCUCAGGAAGGCCUUACAGGCGCGGUAUGGAGAGAAGCCAGUGGCACUGGGAGGCGUGUUUCUGGUGGAGAAAGGGAAGGCCAACCUACACAUCAUGCCAGAAUUUUCUGACACAGCCUUGGAUUCUCAGGAGAAGGUCAACAACUGGCUCAAGUUCUACGAGAUGGACGCGGUUCUGGUCUGUUUGGGGGAGCUGGUAUCACAUGACCCGGGCUAUGACCUGAGGGUGGAACACUUCCACUGCUUCAGUGACCAUGGUCAAGGGGGCCACUACCACUUUGACGUCACCCCUAAGGACGUGGAAUAUCGGGGGUACUUUGUCCUGGCAGAAUCUAUAUAUAGAAUAGACCAGCCAGUAAAGACCACACAGCUAGGGAGAUGAACUGUGAUUGUACACCAUAUUACCUCUUGAAGUGCUGGCCACAGCGCAUUCCUACGAGGAGCUGAUUGUAGCCAUAGCAACUACUGUGAUUUCAAAGACCUGUGAUUUACACUGUUGUAAUUGAUUUUAAAACUAUGAAGUCCUCAUACAUUGUAGAAAUGAUCAAACCAAUUUAUAAAAUGAAUAAGUAAUACACACA
Messenger RNA from Magallana angulata, 1230 nucleotides. Its product is annotated as ester hydrolase C11orf54 homolog. The record is from RefSeq and is a predicted model, not a curated record. The transcript is spliced from 9 exons. Lineage: Eukaryota; Metazoa; Mollusca; Bivalvia; Ostreida; Ostreidae. Gene Ontology annotation, molecular function: hydrolase activity, acting on ester bonds; zinc ion binding. Gene Ontology annotation, cellular component: nucleus. Bases 93 to 1031 code for a protein of 312 amino acids.